UAUGUAGGUAGAUCUUUACGUGUAAUACGUGUUUAGUGUGAAGUUUAGUUUAUAUAUUUAAUCUGGAAUGAAGUUGGUUGAAUUCAGUAGAGAUCACGUCAGAGUCUGAAAAUAUUUGAUUACACAUAAAUUAUAUUAAAUAACAGUCGAAAUUAUUUUUUCUAAAUUCAAGUUAAGUACAUAAAUAGAAAAAGUUAACCAAAAGAUAAAAAGUAAUAAAAAUAAGCAAUAAUAAUGGAUAAAACAAAAUUAGGUAAUACAGGCAUGGAGUUACCACCAUUACGCAGUCUUGAUGAUUUUUUAUUAGAGUCAGCACGUUUUCAAAUUCCAAAUUUAAAAGAUCUCGAUAAAUGGGGAAAUAGAGUUGUCAAUAAUCUACUUUAUUAUCAGACAAAUUAUUUUUUUAUGUCAGUUGUUAUUUUCUUGAUCGUUGGGAUUAUCCACCCAGGUAAAAUGUUACUGGGUAUGGUGUCGAUGACAGUUGUACUUGCGUUAUUCGGAUAUGUUUCCAGUGAAGGAAGAGCUAUUCAUCAUUUUAAAAAACAAAACCCACUAGCUGGUGUAAUUAUUGUUGCCACAGGUGGAUGCUUUCUUGCGUACACUUUGGGAUCACUUCUCGUGUUUCUUAUUGGUAUUUUAUUACCUUUUUCUGCAACAUUUGUGCACGCAUCGUUAAGAUUAAGAAGUAUUAAGAACAAAGUCGUCAAUAAAAUCGAAGGAAUUGGACUGAAGCGUACACCAAUGGGAUUGUUUCUCGAGCAACUUGAUGAAACGUUAACGCAAUGGUUAAUAAAACUUGAGUCGUGUGGUUUUGAUAUUUACUCUGAUGACGAUAAUCUCAAUAAAAAAAAUUCUUAAUUAUUAAUCAUUAGACGAUGUGGCCGGCAUUACUUUAAAAUCUCAAACGAACACGCGAAAACCUUCACAAUAAAACUUAUACAUGUGCUUCAAUUUUAUACUGCAUCGACGUUAAAUUAAUUGAGUUUAGAUUUUAGUUUGCAUUAAAAUUGAUCUGCAUACAUCACUAUUUUUUCUAUAAUUAUAAUAAUAAUUCU
This is a messenger RNA of Cotesia glomerata, 1055 nucleotides long. RefSeq names its product PRA1 family protein 3 (gene Jwa). The record is from RefSeq and is a predicted model, not a curated record. The transcript has 5 exons. Gene Ontology annotation, cellular component: membrane. Bases 235 to 858 code for a protein of 207 amino acids. NCBI's taxonomy places the organism in Eukaryota, Metazoa, Arthropoda, Insecta, Hymenoptera, Braconidae.